Molecule: messenger RNA, 1373 nt
Organism: Daucus carota subsp. sativus
Lineage: Eukaryota; Viridiplantae; Streptophyta; Magnoliopsida; Apiales; Apiaceae
Exons: 5
Coding region: 243-1133 (296 amino acids)
Source: RefSeq, a predicted model, not a curated record
CCAGAAGCAGAUAGCCCUGACAUUCAUUGUACGUAGAUUAAUGGCCCUGAAUCAAUGAAGCCUGUAUAUUAGUACUACUAUCUGCUUAUUAUUCCUUUGGCAAUGAUUGUUCAUCAGCUGAAUAUGCAGUUGCACCUCAGGUGGCAUUCGAGUACCUGCAACUUACCUAAAACUGUUUAUAUGGCGUAUAUCUCACCAUAUUGCUGAGUAGGCUUAUUUGAGUUGCUACUUUCGGUCAUCAAAUGGAGCGAGAAAUCUCUUCUCCAAGUCUCACGAGUAGAGGAGGCUCAGAACUUGGAAGCCUCUAUACUAGUGAGACAGGAAUUUAUAUGUCAUCAUUGGCUGCUGCAAUCUUUGUGGCAUCUCUUGUAACGGCUGGGGUUUUACUGACUACCAUUUUAGUUGCCUUGACCAUAAUGUUACAAGACUGUCAAAGUAAGAGUGCUGGCAUUGUUGAAUUAUGGAAACAUAGCGAUGACUACAUUCAGUGUCAGAUGUCUGCUCUUCAUGCGGAGCUCAACAGCCUUGGGGCAGAAUCUGUUCCUCACAAUUGUAAACAUGUUGCUGUUCAUUAUAUCAAGACGGGCCAAUACAUGAGAGAUUUAAAUUUUACGGCAGCUUUGGUUGAGGAUUACCUGAACUGUGCAAAACCAGUUAUUAGUGGUCUUGAUGUGGUAUUGAUGGAUGCAGAUGAUAUCAUUCAAUUAUAUUCUCGCCAAGACAAUUUGUCACAGCCCCGGAAAUCUAUAUGGAGUGAUCCGAUUGAAGAGGCAAAAUUUCUUAAACAAGUGUUUUCUCGACAACUGUACAUGAAACUGCAUGUGGGUGGCUGGCCUUUAAUUUUGUUCUCAAGGAAGUCCGAAAAGCUAAGGAAGAUCACCGAGGAGCGCCUCAUUUCAGCUGGAUAUGUUAAUUGGUCUUCAUUAAUUAUGAGACUAGAUGAGGAAAUGCCAAUGAGUAAUAGCGAAUAUAUCUCCGGACGAAGGAAUCAAUUGGAAAGACAGUGCUUUCGAAUCAAGGCUGUGAUUAGCAGCCGGAUGGAUGCUUUAACGGACCCUUCUAUGAGAUCCCGUGCUUUCAAGAUCCCGACACCAUUCUAUUUUAACACACUGCAGCAUAUCGAAGUCUUAUAAACGUUACCGUCAUUACCAAGGAUGUUUGGGGAGGUCAUUUGUUUGUCCACCACCAUCUAUAUGUACCUCAUUGCUGGUGGCAUAUACUUCUUCGAAGAUAGCUGUACCAUCUUGAAUUACUAUAUUUGUGCAUAAAAGUUUGAUCAUUUUGUUAAGGGCUUGCUUGCCCUGAGCUCACCCGCAGGCGGUUACCUAAGGCUAAAAGAAAUUUUGGUACAAUUGCAGGGCGAUUUUUGUGAA